AAACUGUCGAGAACCAUGGCCAUUACACUCGCAACAACGGGAGCAGGUCUGCGAGCUUUGGACCGCAUGUCCUCGAAAGCACAGGGAGCCCGCCAGAGAGCACGCUCGCGAUUAAUUAAAAAGAUGAGAAAGAGGAAGCACAUUCUUGGCCGCAAGAUCACAGCAAAACUCGAGCUAGACCAACCACUUUCUGAGAUCGAACAGGCUUACAUCGAGAGGAACCCUCGAGGCCAGCACAAAAAGUCUAGCUCGAGCAAGACAAACCAUGGGUUUCUAGAUGCAACCCAAAUCUCACAACUCAACAGUAUGUUCAAGAUCUCACACUGCAUCAACGAUUUUCUGACAGAAGCCAUCNNAGAACUCAGCGAGAAAACACCAUGCAUCUUGUUCAGGACUUUCACAACCACUGGUACCAGACACACGAACGGAUUUGCAACUCCGACCUUGUACGUGCCCAGUGGCAACCUGAUGGCAGAUAUGGAGGGCAGAAAAGGCGAACGUCAGCCUACCUGGAUAUACAACUCGAUGACUGACAUCCCACUACAAGACUCCAGAGUUCUGCUGGGAGAGUACUUGCUUUGGCGAGACAGAAUACAAGAUGAAUUUUUAUCUUGGACAAUGUCUUACCUNUUUGCAACAGUUCACUUGUAUCUGCGCCAUCUCGACGGCCAGGAAAUCGGUUACAUCUCGAUGAUCAACCGAACUCGAGCUAGUCAUCCGAAGAACUGGUAUCUUGAGCAAUCAGAGACUCAGGAAUAUACGCCUGCCAGGUUUCAUUCCGCCAACGACCUCUGUCAAUACACCAGAGUAUACGACCAUGAGUGGCCAUGCCCAAAAGACCUGCCGAGUCUCCAUCCUCGGAAGAUUAAUCACGAGUUUAUUACUCAUGGAGUAGUCGAGAUUCCCCCAGACGAUCCUUUGCUGCAAGCUGCAUGGAUAGACCUCGUAGCAGCCGGGAUCUUCGAGCUGAUUCCCGAGUUGAAGGUCUGCUUCUAUUCCAUGGUGGCAGGUCUCUACACAGUUUUGCGCUACAUUCGCACAACAAAUUACAACGAGGUUCGCAAGACCACCGAGCGUGAGCUUGCUGUCGCGCAGGACAUAGCGUGGUUACACACCCUCUUACGGCCUGGGGAGAGAAGAGAGGACAGCCGUCCGAAUCUAUGGAUACUCCUCCACACACUUACCUUCCACAAGAGGGAACCGGGUGAUGAACUGUUCAAAGAGCUCAUUCGUACACUUGGCUACACCCACGAAAAUCUGUAUGAAGGGUUCGGAGUAUUUCCAUCCAACUCGCCAGAAAUGCAUUCUCUGUAUCAUCUGGCAGUCGAUGUCCAGGAUGUAGUCGGUGGACAGCCAUUGGACGCGCUGGUUCUAACAAGCACUUACUCGAGGGUGCCACUUCCUAAUGCCAUGGAGACAAAAGAUGAUACACACUACGACAAGUGGAACAAACCUAGGCUGGUCGAAGAUAUCACCAAGGGCUAUGAGAUCAAAGGCAAGUGCAAUGAUCCGUGCAACUGCAGUCGUUGGGGCCCAACCUAUAAGUCCAGGAGAAACAAGAAGGCAGACAACCCUGAUCAGUCCGAAAACGUAGAUGAACCCAGGGUCGACCGGUCCGGAUUAACAACUCAGACAGAACACGACAGCCUGGAGGACUCUGCUCUUCUGGAAGAGCAUGCGGAGGACGAACAACAGAUUGAAUGUGCUGAGUCUCUUGGUAAGUCGAUGGCAUCUCGACCGUCGUGGCAAGACUAUGAAAUGGGACAGACAAGUGGCUUACGGUCACAGAGGCAAUCCAUGCAUGAAGAGCUCAACACCAUGCUCCUCACCUACAAAUACGUGAGCAAAACCAACUACUAG
This is a messenger RNA of Aureobasidium musti, 1860 nucleotides long. The record is from the annotation of a GenBank genome assembly. Lineage: Eukaryota; Fungi; Ascomycota; Dothideomycetes; Dothideales; Saccotheciaceae.